Messenger RNA from Eucalyptus grandis, 1793 nucleotides. Its product is annotated as ribose-phosphate pyrophosphokinase 4. NCBI's taxonomy places the organism in Eukaryota, Viridiplantae, Streptophyta, Magnoliopsida, Myrtales, Myrtaceae. The coding region runs from base 116 to 1369 and encodes 417 amino acids. The transcript is spliced from 7 exons. Gene Ontology annotation, biological process: 5-phosphoribose 1-diphosphate biosynthetic process; purine nucleotide biosynthetic process. Gene Ontology annotation, molecular function: magnesium ion binding; ribose phosphate diphosphokinase activity. Gene Ontology annotation, cellular component: ribose phosphate diphosphokinase complex; cytoplasm. The record is from RefSeq and is a predicted model, not a curated record.
AAUCUCCGCCGCCGCCGACAAGAAUCCCAUUAGAAGCGCUACCCGUAACCGCCGCCGCGCCGGAUAAACAACAAAAGCACACGCACUCCUCGCAGCCGCCGUCGCUCUCGCACACAUGGCAGCCGCGCCGCCGCUCCGAAUUCCCCUCGCCAAGUCCCUCAAACCCACCUCCUUCUCCAUGUCCUCCUCCUCCUCCUCCGCCUCCGCCUCCGCCUGGCGCGAGCCGUUUCCGAGCUACAAGCUCGGCUGCUCGUGCAGGUGCGAGGUCAAGAGCUUUGACCACCACCACCACUCCCAGAGCUGGACCACCGUCGAUCGCUUCCCGGACCUCGAUCCGAUCACCAUCCUGCCCGCCCCGUCGCGCUCCCUGGCCGGCCCUCCGGCGUCGGUGGCGGCGAGCGCCCGCGACUCGUCCGGCGAGAGCUCGAAGAAGGUGUGCCUGUUCUACUGCGCGGAGACGAAGCCGCUCGCGGAGCGGGUCGCCGCUCGAUCCGACGCCAUCGAGCUCCGCAGCAUCAACUGGAGGAAGUUUGCUGAUGGGUUCCCCGACCUGUUCAUACACAAUGCUCACGGAAUUCGGGGACAGCACGUUGCCUUUCUGGCCUCUUUCAGCUCCCCGGGCGUGAUCUUCGAGCAGCUCUCCAUCAUUUACGCAUUGCCGAAGCUGUUCGUCUCUUCCUUCACCCUCGUGCUGCCCUUCUUCCCGACGGGCACUUCCGAGCGCAUGGAGGACGAGGGCGACGUCGCGACGGCUUUUACCCUCGCCAGGAUCUUGUCCAACGUCCCAAUCUCGAGGGGCGGGCCUACUAACUUAGUGAUCUUCGACAUCCAUGCCUUGCCGGAAAGAUUUUACUUUGGAGAUAACAUUUUACCAUGUUUCGAGAGUGGGAUACCAUUGCUUAAGAAUCGUCUCCAGCAGCUUCCGGACUCUGACAAUAUAUCUAUUGCUUUUCCGGAUGAUGGUUCAUGGAAGAGGUUUCAUAAGCAACUGCAGCAUUUUCCAAUGAUUGUAUGCGCUAAAGUUCGGGAAGGUGACCGGCGAAUAGUACGCCUUAAGGAGGGAAAUCCCAAAGGACGUCAUGUUGUCAUUGUCGAUGAUUUGGUGCAGUCAGGUGGCACUCUAGUUGAAUGCCAGAAAUUGUUGGCUGCCCAUGGAGCUGAAAAAAUUAGUGCUUAUGUGACACAUGGGAUUUUCCCCAAGAGGUCAUGGGAGCGCUUUGAGCAUGACAAUGGAGGAAAUCCAGAGAAUGGCUUGACCUACUUUUGGAUCACAGAUUCAUGCCCUCAAACUGUGAAUGAAGUACUGAAUAGACCACCAUUUGAGGUUCUCAGCCUAGCUGGUUCUAUAGCAGCUAGUCUGCUCAUAUAACAGAAUCAGAAUCUAUGAUCUGCUUCUUCUGCGGCUUAAAAAAAAAGAGAGACAUUUCUGAGAGUAAGACCUGAGGUAGGAAGCUUUUAAUUUAGCAUGUAUCUCCUUAUUUAACCUCUCUUUUCCUGUAUUUCCCCUCUAUUCUUCUGUAAAUUUUGCAUAGGUGGGCCAAUAAUUUGGCUUCAAAGGAAAAAUUCUUGCCUCUCAACUGAGGAAAUGAGGCAGCCAUGUAAGAGAUGUCAUCUUUGUAACUUCGGAAUAACUGGUGAAGAGUACAGCAAGAUGAUUAGUUGAUCAUCUCUUCGUUUUUUUUUUUUUUUUUUUUUCGGGAAUCAGGUUUAGAUUUGAUCGAUGUGUACUGAAGCAUCGAAUCAGUAAUAGUAUUUAUCGAGUGGCACGCAUUUGCAUUGAUUUUUUUUUCAAA